AUGGGGACAGUGCAGCCACACCGCCUCCUGAGUGGCUUCCUGGCCCAAAAUAACAAAGAAAAGGGAACACCACAAAAAGAUGUCACAAUAAAAAAUGAUGCACCAGCUACAUUGUUGUUAGAGAAGCAUGUGGACUACAUAGCUGCUUAUGGAACAAAGAAAGAUGAUUAUGAAUACUGCAUGUCAGAAUAUUUAAGAAUGAGUGGUGUUUAUUGGGGAUUGACAGUAAUGGAUCUUAUGGGACAGCUGCCUCGAAUGAACAAAGAAGAAAUUCUGGCAUUUAUCAAAUCAUGUCAACAUGAAUGCGGUGGAAUAAGUGCCAGCAUAGGCCAUGACCCUCACCUUCUAUAUACACUUAGUGCUGUCCAGAUUCUAACUCUGUAUGACAAUCUACAUGUUCUGGAUAUAAAUAAAAUAGUUGAUUAUGUGAAGAGUCUACAAAAGGAAGAUGGGUCAUUUGCUGGUGACAAAUGGGGAGAAAUAGAUACGAGAUUUUCAUUUUGUGCAGUAGCAACACUAGCCCUUCUGGGUAAACUGGAUUCGAUUGAUGUGGACAAAGCAGUAGAAUUUGUUUUGUCUUGCAUGAACUUUGAUGGAGGAUUUGGUUGUAGACCAGGAUCUGAAUCUCAUGCAGGACAGAUCUAUUGUUGCACAGGAUUUCUGGCAAUAACUGGUCAAUUGCACCAAAUAAACGCUGACCUGCUAGGAUGGUGGCUCUGUGAACGGCAGUUGCCAUCUGGUGGCCUCAAUGGAAGGCCAGAGAAGUUACCUGAUGUAUGCUAUUCAUGGUGGGUGUUGGCAUCUCUGAAAAUAAUUGGCAGGCUGCACUGGAUUGACAGACAGAAAUUACGCAACUUUAUCUUGGCUUGCCAGGAUGAGGAGACUGGAGGAUUUGCUGAUCGGCCGGGAGAUAUGGUGGAUCCAUUUCACACCUUGUUUGGAAUUGCUGGACUCUCAUUACUAGGAGAAGAACGAAUUAAGCCUGUGAAUCCUGUCUUCUGUAUGCCUGAUGAGGUCCUUCACAGAAUAAAUGUACAGCCGGAACUUGUGAGCUAGGUUUUAACGUUGUACAACAUUGCCAUCCUCAGCUGCUUUGAAUUUUUCCAUCAAAAGACAUUUUAAAAUGUGUUUACAUGACAAAUUACCACUUCACUGUAAACACUCAUUUUCUAUGUAGACUGUAUUCAAAGUUAAUAAAUUGAGUAUUACAUGUGAUUAAGGUUCUCAGAACAGAUGUAGAUAUACAUUUAAAUUGUCUUUUACAAUGUUUGCUUUAGGAUUCUGUUCCAGUCCUGUUACUUCAAAAUAGCAUACUGUAUGAGGCACAGUAGAGGAAUACUUGAAUUGUAUGACUUUAUAUUUAUUAAACGAUCGUUCAUCCAUCUUGAUGAUAGCAUGUAUUGGACAUGAAUUGUCCUGAAUACAGUUUCCAUUAAGAAAGAAAUUUACUUAUAUAUGCCAGUGACACUUUAUGCACUUACGUUCCUGUUUAGGAUCUGCCAUAGUUUUUUAAUCCAAUUUGAGUCACAUUGUCUUGUCCUGCGUAACAGUAGACAUUUUGUGGUGGUACUCAAACUGUUGCUUUUUACUAGUGACAUCCUUUAAUGAAGUUUAAUAAUGCAAUCAUGAUGUACCUUAAUAUAAACUGAUGCCCUUGUUGACUGUUUAGAACUUGUUCCAUUGCUCUAAAAUAUUUAUUGCAAUUGUAGAAGCCCACUUUCAGUAGCAUUUAGAACAAUUGUGU
Molecule: messenger RNA, 1744 nt
Organism: Euleptes europaea (tarantolino)
Lineage: Eukaryota; Metazoa; Chordata; Lepidosauria; Squamata; Sphaerodactylidae
Gene: RABGGTB
Product: Rab geranylgeranyltransferase subunit beta
Exons: 9
Coding region: 1-1056 (351 amino acids)
Biological process (GO): protein geranylgeranylation
Cellular component (GO): Rab-protein geranylgeranyltransferase complex
Molecular function (GO): Rab geranylgeranyltransferase activity
Source: RefSeq, a predicted model, not a curated record